CGAAGCGACGGCUUGCACUCUCCGAGCCGGGGAAGCCGCGGUAGCGAACCGGGUCCGCCAGCAGCCGAACGCCGCCGGGACAUGCUCGCAGCCUGACUGACCGCAGGUGGCCGCCGCGCCCGGGACACGAAUGAAGAAACAGCUGCUCCUCCUGUUCACACACCGGGGACUCGUCAGCCGAGGGGGCCGCAGGGGGAAGCGUCGCCGAAAAUGGCCUCGUUCAGCAUCCGCGCCGCGCGUCCCGAGGACUGUCCCGAGCUGCUGCGACUGAUCAAGGAACUGGCGAAAUACGAGGACAUGGAGGACCAGGUGGUGCUAACUGAGAAAGAGCUGCUUGAGGAUGGUUUUGGCGAGCACCCUUUCUACCACUGUCUGGUUGCAGAAGUGCCUAAAGACCAGUGGUCGUCUGAAGAAACAUGCGUUGUGGGCUUUGCCAUGUAUUACUUCACUUAUGAUCCAUGGAUUGGAAAACUGCUGUACCUUGAAGAUUUUUAUGUGAUGGCUGAGUACAGAGGACUUGGUAUUGGGUCAGAAAUUCUGAAAAACUUGAGUCAGGUGGCUGUGAAGUGCCGCUGCAGCAGCAUGCACUUCCUCGUGGCCGAGUGGAAUGAGCCCUCCAUCAGGUUCUACAAGAGAAGGGGCGCCUCGGAUCUGUCCACCGAGGAGGGCUGGAGGCUCUUCAAGAUUGACAAGAAGUAUCUCUUGAAGAUGGCAGCAGAAGAGUGAGAGAUUAUUCCAGCAAAUAAAUGUUUUCUGCGAAUAUAUGUGCUCUCUGAAUAAACUUCUUGCUUUCUGUGUAUGUACAGUUUGUAGUGGAAUAAAGUAGUGUGGAUGCUAAUAAUGACAGUGCAGGUGUGGUUAUAGAGUAAUGGUACUGUCAUCUGGAACUGAGGCAUCUGUGAAGUUCAGUAUGUGCUUGUGUGCAUCCUUUACCAGUGUGGGCUUGUAAUCCCUGUAUAUGGAGACUUCAUUCUUGUAAGUGUCAUUCAAAUGUGUACAAUGUACACACUGGUAGGGUUUGUUUUAAUUAUUGCCUUUUAUAAAAAUAAAAUAGUGUUUUCACUUCAUGGCAGUAGUUUUGACUUCAAUUCUCACAUAAAGUUUUCCAUCAAAUAACAUUCAGAUUAACAAAAGACUAGAUUGGUGUCA
Molecule: messenger RNA, 1149 nt
Organism: Camarhynchus parvulus
Lineage: Eukaryota; Metazoa; Chordata; Aves; Passeriformes; Thraupidae
Gene: SAT1
Product: spermidine/spermine N1-acetyltransferase 1
Exons: 6
Coding region: 211-726 (171 amino acids)
Cellular component (GO): cytosol
Molecular function (GO): N-acetyltransferase activity
Source: RefSeq, a predicted model, not a curated record